UUUACUUACGAUCUAUGUUGGAACAUGACUGGAGGAUUCGACGCUCGCCAGGUAGAAGAUUCUGCAAGAGAAUAUCUAGAACGGCAUAACAUUUCCGUCUACCUGGAGGACGCGGUAUGUCGUCUACUAGAUGAUCGGCCCGAGAAACCGGCGAAAUUUCUUUCAGAAUAGUGAUUUCGAUAGUGUUCUCCGCGGUACAAAUACGCUGCUCCGAGAAUAUGAGUAUGUAAAGGCAACCCCGCAAAAUAGACUCUCAUUUGUAGAUCGGUUUGGUGAAGUUUUAAAAGGAAGGAAUGCAUCAUAUACGGCGACAGAGUAUCAUCAUCUUGUCGAACUUAUAUGCCCUGAUUUCCCCUACGAUGUUAUCGCUCGCGCAAUGGAUAUCGCGGAAUGUCGCGGAAAGGUUUCAGUGACUUAUGAUGACAAUGGGUUGGCCAAACCAAAGCUGCCAGGUUCAAUGUUCAUACCCUGCCUGCGAAUAUGUUUUUCCUACCUCGAGUUUUUUGAGCUCUCUCAUCAUGCCCUUCGUGAAGGAUUCGCAAAAGCGUACUCACAGACUUGUAAUUCAGAGCUGCAAGCUGGAUGCACGGCCCCAGAAGAAUCAGGAGAUGAAAAGGAGAUUACAAAAACAGUAUCAGAAACACUGUCGAACGCAAUCAAUAAAUUGCAAACUGAUGGAUUGUUCAUCCCACCCGAACCAGCAAUUGAGAGGGCCAUACGCGCGGCGUGCAAACACAUACACGAGACACCGAUGUCAUUUCCAGACGUGUACCAGUCGUUCUUGACCGAAAUACUCAAGGCAGUAGAAGAUCCUAGGACUGCUAGGAGUAGUUACUGACCGCAAAAAGAGAGACUUUCUACUAUGAAAGAUAGUCCUUCUACUGAACCAUCCUAUGUAUCUAGCUUAAUAUUACUGCGACUGUCUGCCCA
This is a messenger RNA of Spizellomyces punctatus DAOM BR117, 930 nucleotides long. RefSeq lists its product as hypothetical. The transcript is spliced from 7 exons. Bases 131 to 838 code for a protein of 235 amino acids. The record is from RefSeq and is a predicted model, not a curated record. Lineage: Eukaryota; Fungi; Chytridiomycota; Chytridiomycetes; Spizellomycetales; Spizellomycetaceae.